AAAAUUAGCUCGCACCAGUAAGAAAGAGAGUUACGCUCUAACCCAGAAGCUUUCUUACGAUGUCAAGAAUUGUGGAAUUCUGGUACGAGUAUCCUGACUUUGGGAAGCGUACAGUCUCAAGAACAAUGAAAACUUAUAAGUAUGGACAUGGUUAUGAUUGAUGAGGAGGGUUCUUAUGUCCAUCCUAGCAUCAAAGGAAACUUUGCCCAUUUGUUUCACGAAAUUGUUGAAGGAGGGAUAUAUUAUAUUAAAAAUUUUGACGUCGUUGAUAACAGAAACAAAUUUUGUGUUGUCGGAGACAAUAAAAUCAUGAUUCAGUUUAAUGCAAACUCAAGUGUAAGACCGGCACCUGGUGGAGGACCUGAAAUUCCAAUGUACUGUCCAGAAGUGGAGGGAUUGGAGGCAAGCUCUGUAGUUGAUGAAAACUUUAAUAAAGACAGCAAUAUGGAAAACACUGUAGAGAUGGUUGAAGCUGCACAUGAUGCUUUUACUACUGAUCCAGACGCAUUUGUGAAAUUGUUGGAAGAUGCUGAAAAACCCAUAUAUCCUGGGAAUCUGAAGUUUACGAAGUUAUCGACCCUUGUAAGCGCCGGCCAGCAACACCACCAGACCGACGAGGGAAGGUCCUUCCGGCGAGACUUCCCCGACCUCCUUCUCCCCUAUCGGCAACUGCCUCCCGACGGCAAGGAGCAAUCUACGACGACGAUGACCAGUGGGAAUAGCGACGAGGACACCCUGCGCAGUGAUUCUCCUCCCCCAACGGAUUACAGGGCAGCGGCGAGUUUCACCGUCAAUUUCGCCCAAGCCCAAACAACGGCGACCCGAAUCUUCUCUGCUCCAGCCACAAUUUACGACAGUGGGGAUGGGCACGUCUGGUUGGAUUUCUUCUACAAAUAUGAAGAUAUUGUGGCUCUAUUCAAAUAUUAGCUACUGCAACCUCCAAGUGAUGGGGAAUGACAAUUCUGGAGCAAAUUGUUUGAAUUAUUUGUUAUUUCCAUGAGCAUUUAAAUAUGGCAUACUGACAAGCUUGUGAGAAAAAAAAUCCUGUGUUGGAGAAGAUGCACAUCAAACUGAAAUGGAUUCCGGUACAAGAUGUGCAUUGUCUACGCUCACUUUUCCAUCAACGCCUCCAUCAUCAAUGAAAACAAGUCAAUUAAGUCAAUUGGAAUCCGAAACUUCCUUGGAGAAAAGAAGAUUGAAGACUAAAGUGGAUGCUUUACAAGAAAAUGUUGCUAGAGCAAGGGAUGUAUUCAAAAAUGUUAUUGAGGGGACAAAUAACUAAAUUAGGCAUGCUAAAUGGACAAUUAGAGUGUGAUUUUAAUUAUGUAAAUAUUAAAUUAUUGGAUGUUAU
Molecule: messenger RNA, 1351 nt
Organism: Cuscuta campestris
Lineage: Eukaryota; Viridiplantae; Streptophyta; Magnoliopsida; Solanales; Convolvulaceae
Source: the annotation of a GenBank genome assembly